UACUGUACCGCCCUCGAUGUCUCUGCCAUCGGCGUUUCGCUCACACUGAAUGGCUGCCUGGAGCGAGGAAAAGCGGGGAGAAAGAGCGCUGCCUCUCCUCCUUUGAACCAGCGCUGUCUGCAGCAACUUCCCAGCGAGGGGACCCUUUGGCGGUGUGCGUUGGCGCACCAUGGCCCAGACCCUCCAGAUGGCGAUCCCAAACUUCGGCAACAAUGUCUUAGAGUGUCUGAAUGAGCAGCGGCUGCAGGGCCUCUACUGUGAUGUCUCCGUGGUGGUCAAAGGCCACGCCUUCAAGGCCCAUCGAGCCGUGCUGGCUGCGAGCAGUUCUUAUUUCCGGGACCUUUUCAGCAGCAAUAACGGAGGAGGAGGCGGAUGCAAUGAAACCAGCCCGACUGUAGUGGAGCUCCCGUCAGCUGUGCAGCCUCAGAGCUUCCAGCAGAUUUUAUCCUUCUGCUACACGGGCCGUCUCAGCAUGACAGUGGGGGAUCAGUUUCUCCUCAUGUACACUGCGGGCUUCCUGCAGAUCCAACAGAUCAUGGAAAAGGGCACCGAGUUCUUCCUGAAAGUCUCCUCUCCCAGCUGUGACUCUCAGGGCCUCCACGCUGAAGAGGCCCCUCCUUCUGAGCCCCAGAGUCCAGUAACACAGACCGGUAACGGUGCGGCCCGACCCACGUCCUGCGUGACGCCGCUCUCUCUGGUGUCCCGAGUGAAGACAGAGCACCCAGCUAGCCAUCCAGAAGCCGCCACUCCUUACUCGGUGGUCUGCACUCCUGUCGCCAAGCGUCUGUGGGAGGGAGGCAGCAGCCGGGACGGAGGAGGAAUGGGUUCGGGCGGAGGAGGAGGAGGAGGAGGAGGGGCCAGGAAGGCCGCUCGUUAUUCCCAGGAGGCCGUGCGCGGCAGUGCAAUCCAGAGUCCUGGAGCCCUCGGACUGGCCAUGGGUAUGGGUGCCACGGCAACCAGCCUGGCCGGGAUGGUGGCCGGCGGUGGGCUCAGCAGCAGUGCCGGCACGAACGGGAGCUCUGCGGCCGGUCUCGGCAUGUCAGAGGGCGCCAGCCCCGGCACCCUGAGCACCUACGCCAGUGACUCACCCAUCAGCUACCACGAUGAUGAAGAGGAGGAAGAAGGGACGGAAGACUGUGCCGAAGAGCAGUACAGGCAAAUCUGCAACAUGUACACGAUGUACAGCAUGCUCAACAUGGGAGCCACAGGUGAUAAACCGGCUGGGGAGCGCGUUGAAGCUCUACCCGACCACACAGAGACACGGGGACGGAUGAGAGGCAGAGACCUAACAUGUCUCCCUGCAGAACUCAUCGCUCAGAUAGGAAACCGCUGUCAUCCCAAACUGUACGAGGAAGGAGACCCCGCUGAGAAACUAGAGCUAGUCUCAGGUACUUCUGUGUAUAUAUCCAGAGCCCAGCUGAUGAACUGUCAUGUGAGCGCAGGGACCAGACACAAGGUGCUGCUGAGGAGGCUGCUGGCCGCCUUCUUUGACAGGAACACGCUGGCUAACAGCUGUGGAACAGGCAUCCGCUCGUCUACCAACGACCCGAGCCGCAAACCCCUGGACAACAGAGUUCUGCACGCGGUCAAAUUUUACUGCCAGAACUUUGCCACCAGCUUCAAAGAGAGCGAGAUGAACGCCAUCGCAGCCGACAUGUGCACCAACGCCCGCCGAGUGGUCCGGAAGAGCUGGAUCCCCAAGCUGAAGCUGCUGAUGGCCGAGAGCGACGCCUACACCGCUUUCCUUCCCGACGUGGUCAAGAUGGAGGACGACGCCCUGGGGACGGACCAGUCCUUCGACCCCGCCUCCCUGGAGGCAGCCGGCGGCGUGGGCAUGGAAUCCGGUGGCUCUUCAGGUGAAUCACUACCAGGUGUGGGCGGGGACGGAGGACCCUUAUUUUGAACAUUGUGGAGGGGGAGGUUGAAAGUUUGGUGACACACAUACCAGUAUUCCCCGGCUCUGCUUGCCUCCUCACUCUUUUGGCCCACGCUGAUUUCUCACAUGUGACUGUCUGAACCACACUGCGGGGUCAACAGCUGUUGGCACCCUGACGUAACCAGGACGUGAAAACUUUAAUUCUCGCUUUAUGACUGUAGGAUGGAGUUAGUAGAGGAAAGGGAGGGAGUGAGAGGGUGUUAAGUUUUCUUCUAACUGCCCUCUGCCUCCCCUUGUCUUUUUAAGGUGUAUAACACAUCCACGGUUGCAUAUUAAAUACAUUCCCUGCAGGUGGGUGGAGCUGCCUGUGCAGCCUGAGGAGGUAAAGGUGGCUCGGAGGAGAGGGGCCGAGUAUAUUGAAUGUAAGUGUCAGUGGCAUUUUUUCUCUAUGCAAGCCUGACAACUUGUAUUCCAGCCUCGGAAAGGGAACUUAAGUAGAUUGAAAAAUGUAAAGAACACUACCUGUUCUCCUCCCCGUGCACCCUCAACUCAUCAACCUGCAAGUAACCUUCACCCUGCAUCCUUUAUCGAGACCAGAAAAUCUCACCCGAGUGUUUCACUGUGCAGUCUUACAGAAAUCAAUCUCAUCUUUGUUUUUCCAAAAUUUUCUUUGUCUAAAAAAAAGCGAGAGAAGCAGAGAGAAGGGAAAGAUCUUUUUACUGAGAUGAUGUAAAGAUAAUUGAAGGGCGACAGGUUAUCACAGAUGGUCAUAUUUUUAAGAGGAUAAACUAUAUUUAUACGAGUGCCCAUGCCAAGGAUAUGGUGUGAGCGAGGAGAGCGAGAGGGAUUGUUUUAAAAUCUCGAUCUUCAUGUUUUAUUGAAAGAGGUCUUGUGGAAAAAAGGAAAAGUGCUAUUUUUGCAGAAAAGAAGCGGUAUAUAUAAAAGCAGCCUUCUCAUAGGACCCGUAGUCGUUUUAUUUUUAUCUCACUUGACAGAAGCGAGGGAUGGAAUGAGCAGUGGAACUGCUAAAUUUAAAGCAUUUCAUCUCCCGCUGGCCGUCUGAAAAAAGGAAGAUUUAGACUGAUUGAGCUGGCCUGACUGUUUUCUAUGAUCUCAACGUUUGCCUCCUCUAAUUGAGCAAUCGGCCCCACCAUCUUUGAAGAUGACUGCAGAAAUACAAAGGUUAUAUCACGAUGUGACAAACACUCAGCUAGUCUCUUCUCUUUCCUGAAGUAACGAGAGAAAUCUGCUCGUCUGUUCACAAACUGUUGGAAUGUGCCUUUAAGUUGAAAUGAACAAGCAGAAGCCUGGAGGGCACAGUGAUGAUGAGGGGGGGGGGGGGGAUAUGGCUUGAAUCAAAAAGGCUUUAUGGUACGAUCAUGUGUGUGUGUGUGUGGACAGAUCUUUGGUUCAGAGGGAGGGUCUGUUCUGCAUGGCUGUGUGUUUCAGUAUGUCGUUUAUUCAUGUAUCUGACGCACCACCUCUAUGAUUUUGCACCUUCUGUGAGAGGUCGAGCGGACGUUUCUGCACCUUAAUGAGAAGAACCAGUGGUUCAUGCACCUUUUUGAGAAAUGUUGUGUAGCACCUGAAGCCCUUUCGAUGUUUUUCUUUCUUCUUCUUUUGUCUCUCACGUCUGCCUGUGUUUAACAAGUGGCACAAAAAAAAAAAAAACCCCGACUGUAAAUAGUCCAGAAGACUGUUGAGUCGAAUCCCAAGUGUUCUUCCUUUCUGUUGCUGGAUGCACCUGAAUCUUAUGACACGUCAAUAACUGACCUUUUUAUGUGAACGUUGGUGUUUGUGGACGCAUGUUGACCUGUCGAUGACACGGGUUGGUACAGGGGGGGUUCAUUGUUGUAGCGAGGGCCGAUACAAAGUGACAGAGUGUGAUUCAGGAGCUGAAAGCUUUCUUCAAACGACUGAUUACUUUCUCCUCAGAGGCUUUGCUUAAAGGUUUAUUUUUUUCUGAAGACAAAAGAAAAAAGUUAUUUUUUUCAAUCAUGAUUUCAAUUCAACAAGAGGCAUGAUAGAUAAUAUCAUCAGGCUGAGUUCCCUGAAACAGUUUGAUGGACUGAUGUAAAGACAGAUCAAAAAUGCAGUAAGUAUCAUGUUAAGGGUAAUACCAACAAAACCUCAGUAAGCUUUGCAUUUGACUGUAGAUGCCACAUGAGCAUCCCUCCCCCUCUUACCUCUUUUAAAAACUGCUUCACGCAGCUGUUUCAGGUUUCACUUCAUCCAGUCUGUUCAUGUGUUUCACAGAUGCAAAGCAGCGGUUUAAUCGGAGCUCUAAUGUUAAAUAUGCCGAGUGUCUUUUUCACCAAGUUUACACUUACAGCUUUGUGUGUUUCAUCCCAGAGACUGUUUAAAGACCGGGCAGCGGCAGGAGGCUGAGGCCUGAUGUCCAUUUGUGUAAACGGUCUGUAACUAUUGCGGUACCUUUAGUUAGCAUCUUUGCCCGUUUUUUCUGUCAGAGAAUUCAUUUAAAGUUUGAGUUUAUGUUACACAGAAAACCGGAUUUUAGGUUUUAAAAAAAAAUUAUCAAACUAAAUCGAUGCUAGGUUCAGAGAUGAUCGCUUCGGAGAUGAUCGCUUCGCGUGCAAGAGUGAAAGGACAAAGAGAAAUCAGAAAACCAGGAGCUCUGAAUUUAAAGUUGGGACGGUCAAUCGAGCAACUCUAAUUUAGCAAAGUGGCUCCUAAAUCUAGCGACGCUCCUGUCCCCAAAGAACUGAAAUCAAACCGGUGAAAACCACCUGAUUUCAUUCAUAAGACGACUGUUAUUGCUAGAAGAAGUAUUCAUGCAACACAGGUAAAGAAGUGUCUGAAGUUUCUAAAAUCAUUAUAAGCUAAUCAUUAAAAACGAGACCGAUCGAGGGCUCACACGAGUUUCUGACGGUUCCACUGUGACCUCCUGAAUGACUCCACUCCGAGUCGCUCGCUUGGUGCUGCUGAAAUCAGCAUCGAUUGUAAGAAAACACGGGCCGUCUCAGAUACAGGCGCAGCAUUGGCCCCCUUUUACGGAUCGCAGUUCUUCAACAACGCCAGGACACAGUCCCCCGCUUCACUCACGCCUUUGUACUCACACACUGCAUCUGUCUGUAACGGGGGAAGAAUGGCGUCCCAGCAUGUGAGCUCACAGUGGGAGCUUCACACACACACACACACACACACACAGCUUCAACGCUACUCAGCACCACAGCCCCCCCUCCAUCAUUACACCUCUGUUACUACAUCCGAUGGAGGAUCAGGGACGCCCCAGCAGGGUCGUAAAGUAACCCCUCCCUUCAACUGGCAGUCUGUAGACUUAACCAGAUUGUUUUUCCUGCAACAAAGCUUUACCGCCAUGUCUACACGAUGGCGUGAUAUCGGCGUCCCAGUGUGUGAUUUCACACUGCGUGGAAACAGCAGGGGCUCCACAUCCACACCGCGCUGUUCUCCUGCUGGCUCCGCUGUCUUCCAGUGAUUCCGGCUCGCCUCCGUUACUACCUCUGACGACGGUACAGAGGUGGUACUACGCCGUCACCCCGUUACACCUCUGUGACAUUCACACUGAGGCGAGGCGUAGCAGGGUGGGUUGGGGGGUCGGGGUUGUGUGUAAAUGUGGCACCUUGAGCAGGCAGUCUAAACAGGGUUUCUAAACACUGAGCCGUCAGUUUAUCCAUCGGUGCGUCACGAGCAGAGCUUUUAUUAAAUGGCGGGGUUAGGAUGGAGCAGAAGUAACCGUGGUUACGCCACAUCAGGGGUUUUACUCAAAGUCAGGGCCGACUAUCAAACGGUCGAGUCGUAUCACUCAUAACAUCCCAAUCGUCUCGUUUAUUUCCCCCCCUCCCCGCAUCAUUAGGAGUGAAAAAACGUUUUGUUCACCUUCCCACAUGUAGACCUACACACCUGAACGGAUAAGGUGCGGCACGGCAUGGGGAACCUUUUGUCACUGAGCAGUACAUAUAUAAAUAUGAUAAUACACAUGUAUAGAUAAAUACUGUAUAUUAUAUAUAGACGCACACAUAGAGGUCAGAUUGUUUGUUGUGCACUCGCAGCAUGAGGUAUAUACUUACCCAGAAACAACGCUUUCUCACAACCUGUGCAGAAACUGGUCUGCCCCACGUCUUGACCCCUGCUCCUUCCCCUCUGUAACCCUGUAGCACCAGUGGACAUCCUGUACUUGUCAUCCUCCUUCUCUCUGUGUUCCAAGUGCCAAUAACUUUGUGAAAGCCCUGUAACUGUGACCCAACAUUAUCAAAGGUAAUUGCACAUUAACGACUGUAAGAUAAAUAAAUACAAAUCAUAGAGAAAUGUCGACAUGGAUUAAAUAAUAAAUAUCUUAAUAAAAGAUUUGUAACAA
Labrus mixtus (cuckoo wrasse) is the source of this 6212-nucleotide messenger RNA. It is a transcript of the gene nacc1a, whose product is annotated as nucleus accumbens associated 1, BEN and BTB (POZ) domain containing a. Gene Ontology annotation, molecular function: DNA-binding transcription factor activity, RNA polymerase II-specific; protein binding; RNA polymerase II cis-regulatory region sequence-specific DNA binding. The record is from RefSeq and is a predicted model, not a curated record. The transcript has 8 exons. Gene Ontology annotation, biological process: regulation of transcription by RNA polymerase II. The coding region runs from base 170 to 1903 and encodes 577 amino acids. NCBI's taxonomy places the organism in Eukaryota, Metazoa, Chordata, Actinopteri, Labriformes, Labridae.